UGAAAUCCAAUCCUUCACAUUCUAAUGUUGUCCAUGAUGGUUCCCCUCCCUGGCAGAUAUUUAGUUCUGGCUAAUAUGCUGAUGGAAUCUGAGGUCAACCCAUUUGACGGUCAAGAGGCUAAGCCUUAUAAAAAUGACCCUGAGGUAUUGGCCAUGACAAACCUAAUAGCGGCAUAUCAACGGAAUGAGAUAUUGGAGUUUGAGAAAAUUCUGAAGAGUAAUAGAAGGACGAUAAUGGAUGAUCCAUUUAUCCGAAAUUAUAUUGAAGAUCUUUUGAAGAAUGUGAGAACACAAGUGUUGCUUAAGCUUAUUAAGCCUUAUACAAGAAUUCGGAUCCCCUUUAUAUCAAAGGAACUUAAUGUGCCAGAAAAAGAUGUCGAGGAGCUGUUAGUGUCCCUAAUCUUGGACAAUCGUAUUCAUGGGCACAUUGACCAAGUGAAUCGGCUCUUGGAACGUGGUGACAGGUCAAAGGGAAUGAAGAAGUACAAUGCAAUAGAGAAAUGGAACACACAGCUUAGGUCCCUGUAUCAAACGGUUGGAAACCGAGUGUCUUGAGAUUGCUGUCAUAUGGAUAUAGGGUGAACGAAAUGAACCUGUGUGGGAGCUCGAAUUCUGUUGUUGUUUACAAAUCAAGCAUUUCAUCUUGUUUAAUCAUUGUUAGAUGUCUGCAAGGGUUUUUAACUGCUGCUUUUGGAAGGAAGGUGUAAAGAUUUAGGACAUCACGAGUUUUUUCAACUUCUUUGAUGCGAACCAAAUGGAGGCAUUUGAUUCUUAUUGGUUCGAAUUCUUUUGGUUCGUAGAAGCAAUAUUAUCUCUUUUAUUUGCUGUAUAUUGCAGUUAUGUUGCUUCUGCUUUCUGCCGUUCUGGGUUUGAAAAACCCGAUUAUAAUUGAAAACAUGCAGCUGAAUAACACAAACAAUCUGUUCUCUCACUCAGAUGUUGGAAGUAUGCAAAACUUAUUAUUGCAUUCUUGAAUCA
This is a messenger RNA of Olea europaea var. sylvestris, 978 nucleotides long. Its product is annotated as COP9 signalosome complex subunit 2-like. Gene Ontology annotation, cellular component: COP9 signalosome. The transcript is spliced from 5 exons. Lineage: Eukaryota; Viridiplantae; Streptophyta; Magnoliopsida; Lamiales; Oleaceae. Bases 25 to 555 code for a protein of 176 amino acids. The record is from RefSeq and is a predicted model, not a curated record. Gene Ontology annotation, biological process: protein deneddylation.